UGUCCGCCGACUAGACAGGUUAGAAUAGCGGGCCCAAGCGUACGAAAAGACUCGAGGAAUCUCCAAGAGAGAUUACGAAAGGCCAUACAAGAUAAUAACGUCUACCUCGUCCGCCGACUUGUGUCGCGACCCGAUGUCGACAUCCGGAAUCCGGACGUAGAUGACGACGAUUCAGGGGACCAGUAUACGUCGCUGGCAUGGGCUGCACUUUGUGGUCGUGCAGAAAUAUUUGAGUUCUUACUGAAUUGCGGGCACGAUGAUCUGGAGCUGAGCAAGGAUGAAUCAAAUAAUACGAUUCUCAUUCUUCUUGCAUCUUUACGAAAAGGACUACCGAAUCCGUACAAUGGCGAGAUGGUGGUAAAUGAUGUCCACCAAGCGUCGAUGACGAUGGCAAGAGCGUACCACGAGCGAUAUCCGAUGCUGUUAGACUGGGCAAAUGCAGAGGGGAAGACUGCGCUUCAUGUUGCUGCAUCGGCUGGGAACGAGGACUUUGCUCGGCUUCUCUGCGAUUUAGGCGCUGACUUCGACUUGCCCGACCUGCUGGGGAAUACGCCAUUGCACUACGCAAGCGCAUGGGGACAUUCCUCAGUUGCCCAAUUAUUAAUCCACCGAGGAUGUCAAUACCUUGCUCGCAAUAACCAAGGUUUCACUGCAGCGGACUUUGCGUUCUCACAAAAUACUAAGGAUGAACUGGAGCAAAUCAUUCGCAGCCUGAUCGAAAGUAAUAAGAAGCUCCGCCGAGCCCAAUCCGCCGCAGCGCGUGAGGACUGGAACCGGGUCUCCAUGGAUGGGUCUGUAUCUAGCGCAUCGGCGGAACUCUAUGCAUACACCAACGGGCGGCAACGUGUGCGAAGUCUCUCGAACGCGAGUAGGACAACGAGCUCAGAAGAUACGGACUAUGGCGGUCCUGUGGAUUUGCAUUCCACCCCUGCGCGGUCACUUCGACCACAAAACAGCAAGGCGUCAGUCGCGUCCGUCCCAGUCCAGUUCCCUGACCAUCCCUCUGGCACGUUCUCGACGACGUCAAUCAAUUCGUCCAGCUCGUCCAGAGCGCCGUCUAUGAUACCCACUCGGACUUCAUCACACACCUCGCCUGAGACAUCCCCGCCAGACAGGGUGUCCCUCCAGACAGAAACGCCGCGUGCCCCAGCCGCACCCUUCCCAUCCAAGUCCACACCGCGCGGCCCGGCCAUCUCCCCGGUAGCGCAUCGGAUACAGGAGAAAGACCAGGGUGCGAUUGCCCAGUUCCAGGAGUACAUGAACCGCAAGCGCACAGGCAGUGGGAACACAGUGAAUGCCGGUCAUGCGGGACAUCCUCUUCCACCUCUACCUCAACCCAAGUCUUCCAAACCGAGGCUGCGAACAUCUGCUUCUGCUGCUGUGCUGUUAAGCCCGACCAGCGCGACCUCGUUAGCCGGAGCGAUGAAUGGCGCUGAUCCUCGGGCAAUGGCAAGAAAGAACACAGAGCUGUUCGACCCGCAUGCGACACCACGCCAUCGAGCGGAAACGAUGGAUACCGUCCCUAUAGCCAAAGGGAAUUCUCCAACGCCGACCACUACAUCCGCCAGCACGGAAGGGACGCUGAGGCGCGUGCAGUCUCCUUUGCUGACUGGCAGAGCUCCGGCGAGAAGCAAGGAGGUCACUCCCUGGGAGUUUGGAAGCUCGGAUGAAGAUGGCGUUCCUCCUGCCGCUCGACGGACAGAGUCGUCAUAAUCUUCGUUCGAGCGACGCACAUCCUGGUUAACACCGAUUGAUUUAUCAUUGUAUGGCAGUGUUGUAAUUUAU
Messenger RNA from Dacryopinax primogenitus, 1785 nucleotides. RefSeq lists its product as uncharacterized. The transcript has 6 exons. The record is from RefSeq and is a predicted model, not a curated record. Bases 352 to 1713 code for a protein of 453 amino acids. Gene Ontology annotation, cellular component: cytoplasm. NCBI's taxonomy places the organism in Eukaryota, Fungi, Basidiomycota, Dacrymycetes, Dacrymycetales, Dacrymycetaceae. Gene Ontology annotation, molecular function: phosphatase regulator activity; protein binding; enzyme inhibitor activity.